UUUAUUUUAGUUUAUCAAGUUACUAUCGCGUUUGAGAUAACUACGGCUAAGUUCACUCUAACAUUUUAUAUUUGCUCUUUCAUAUACGAGAUAAAUGAAAAUUUCAAAUAAUUUCCCAACAUUUUGAUGUACACUAGCAUUAUUGUACAUCGCACACGUCAGAGAAAUGUGACUCGUUGAUGAGACACAUCGGCCGGUUUUUUCAUUGGCUUCAUUGCGGCUUCCUUUCCGAGGUGUAUUUUAUUUUUUACUUACUGAUGUGGUGUUGACUAUGUAAGGUUUUUACUUAGUGGAUUUCUGUGGAUAAAAUGGCAGACCCGACUAUUCAAACGUUCUGUUGUCAUCAUGCGAACGGCACAGAUAUAGCCGUGACGAUUAUGCAAGAAUUCAAUACAGAUGCCUACAACAUCGUCUGCUUGUUAUCUGCAACACUCGGGAUUCUCGGAGCUUUUUAUCAGAUAUUACCAAGGGAACAGUUCUCACACCAUCAUCAGUGGCUUUCUUUUUCUGCAAUCAGAGGGAGAAAAAUCAUUAUCUGGUUAGCUGUAGCUGAUCUUUUAGCAUCUCUAGGUGUUUUCACAAGAUCUACUAUAUGGAUUAAUUACAAAAAUAUUAUGCCAGCUAUAGAUGACAACUCUAGUGUUCUAUUUUGUGCAGUAUCAUCGGCAUUCACUCAAUACUUCUACACUUCAACCUGGAUAUGGACCUUAUGUUAUGCCAUAGACAUGAGAAUGAUUCUGACUCAAAAGGAAAGUCAUAUGAAAUUCUACCAUAUCGCAGCAUGGGUAAUUCCAGCCAUCUCAACCGCUACAGGAUUGUGUUUGCUCUACUUUCCAGAUGCGAAUUGUCACACUUCAUCAUCGUUGAGGACAGCAGUUCUGAGAAUUCUUCCAAAUUACGUUUUAACUUAUCUUCCAAUAUCCAUAACAAUGAUUGCCAAUCCAUGUUUGUAUCGACACUCUACGAAGGACAUGGAGAGAAUAAUAACCAGUACUUCAGGCCAGUUUACCAGUAAGGAGAGGAGUCUUAUCGAUUCUAUAAAGCUGAAAUUUUCCGCCAUUAACAUUGUUUUUUACAUUUGCUGGACACCAAAUUUACUAAACGGUAUCCUACUUUGGGUUCUGUGGUUCCAUCUGCCGGUAUCUUUUAUAAUUACUCUCUGGUACAUUAUGGCAUUUAUGAAUCCUCUUCAAGCACUAUUCAAUUGUUUAGUAUAUCGAAGAUGGAACAGUGGAUCAGAAAGAGUAAUUCUGCCAUGGAGACAACUCGAGAGAACUGGUUCAACUGACAGUAAAAAAAACACAUCAAAGUCGUCCUUGGAAGAUACAAUCAGAGAAGAAAUUUAUCCAUUACUACAUAAUGCUCCAUCAAACAGCGUAAAUUUAUAUCAGAGUCUCACUUAGUUUAUAAUGUUUAUGUUGAAAAUAUAGCACCAACCUAGAAGAACGGAAAAUUUCAGUCAACUGAAUUAUUUUAUGUUUCGUCUAUUUGAAAAGGCAGCUGUAUCAUUAUAGAUUAUGAAAAUUUUGCCGUUUUCUGUAGUCAUAUGUAAUUUCAUAAAUUCAUCGAUCAUCAAAGUAAUAACUGCAUUAUUAAUAAUUCUAAUUUUGGUUCUGAUGAAAAUAAACACUAUUUUGAUAUUA
Messenger RNA from Leptinotarsa decemlineata (Colorado potato beetle), 1643 nucleotides. RefSeq names its product G-protein coupled receptor 143. Gene Ontology annotation, biological process: regulation of calcium-mediated signaling; melanosome organization; G protein-coupled receptor signaling pathway. NCBI's taxonomy places the organism in Eukaryota, Metazoa, Arthropoda, Insecta, Coleoptera, Chrysomelidae. Gene Ontology annotation, molecular function: L-tyrosine binding; L-DOPA receptor activity; L-DOPA binding. Gene Ontology annotation, cellular component: melanosome membrane; plasma membrane. The record is from RefSeq and is a predicted model, not a curated record.